GCUCAUAAUCUUCCCAUUGGCUGCUUGGAGAAGUCUUGGAGGCGGUGAGGGAAAAAAUUGUUGCCCGAUUCCUGCCGUGCGCCGUCAGGCAAUCAUCGUCAGGCAUCGUCGUCAGGCAUCAUCGUCAGGCAUCGUCAUCAGACGCAGUGGCGACUAAGUUGAGUUUUCUUUUUUUUCCCCUCGUUCGUCGUUUUGUUUUUUAAAUCCUCUGGUUUGUUGACUUCCGAAUCGCCUACUCACCUACCUUGUUCACCUACCUCCCAGAUGUUCACUCACUUUCAAGACGGGUACAUAAACAACGAACGUGAGAGCCUCGUCAACACUCGGUAUGGUAUGGCACAAGAAAAUCAUGAAGCAAAAGUACAACGACCCGGACCAAUUGAAGGUUUACUUAGACACGGUCUACGGAUCGGGAAACUGGAUGGUCGAGGUCAGGUCCAACAAUCGCUGGAUGAUAUCCCUCACAAGACCGUGGCAGGAGUCCGAGAUGGAAAACAUCGAGAGCAACAUCCGGGUGCAUUAUGACAUAAACGAUAGCUAUUUUCACCAGACCAGUGAGGGAACAAACAGUCCGACAAUUAGAGACACCAAGCCUCGUCCUGGAUGAAUGACUCUAUCUGUAUCGGGGCAUUGGGGUAUCGCCGUUGAAAUACAAGCGAGGCUAAAGAUAGUUACGGCAGGCAUGAGAAAUGAUAUAUAAAUGUGAUCAUAC
Molecule: messenger RNA, 712 nt
Organism: Lasiosphaeria miniovina
Lineage: Eukaryota; Fungi; Ascomycota; Sordariomycetes; Sordariales; Lasiosphaeriaceae
Exons: 3
Coding region: 329-607 (92 amino acids)
Source: RefSeq, a predicted model, not a curated record